CCACAGCAACUCCUCCAGAAGCAGCAGGAGGGGCAGCGACUCACAGCAGAGCCAUGAACCGGGAUAUCUGCCGUGUUUAAUGGCACGAAGAGCAAGUCGGAUGGCUGCACACAUCCUCCUCAGCUUAACUGAGACCACUUUGUUUUUGAGACUGUGACUGAAGGCUGUUUGGGUUUUGCCGAGCUGAGUGUGACGAGUGAGGAGGAGCAGCGAGUGAGAGAGGGACACUUUACACAGUUUUGACUCUUGUUCUGUCUCAACCUUACCUUACUUUACUUUCUGGACACUUUUUGCACGAAUGAGCUUCAUAUGCUGCUGUCUCUGGCGCUCAGCUAGCUGACUGGCAUCCUUUAGUCCGGGGGAUCUUCAAUCAGCUCAAUAUGUACCAGGGGCAUCUCCAGGGGAAAGACUCUAGGGCUGCAGAUAAGACCGUUGCCAUGGUCCUGAAGGAGAUACCCAAUAAGGCGUCCUCAGAAGGCAAGCCCCUCCUCACGGUGACAAACAAGCUGGUGAGCGAGCAACAAGAGAGUCGUCCUUUGUUGAGCCCCUCCAUCGACGACUUCCUGUGUGAGACCAAGUGCGAUGGAGCUGUCCGUCCAGUUACCUCCAACACAGCAGUCCUGUCCUCUUCAUUGGACCUGCUGGACCUGAGUGAGCCUGGGGAGAGGAGGAAUAGUAAAGACAGAAAGAGCCCUGUGUCCAGCAAGAACACGCCACACAGAAAGAAACCAGACGAAACAGAGUUGAUCCAGGUGGACAUUGAACAGAGCACACCCCGCUCACGCACACCUGUGAAAGACUCUCUGGAUUCAGUAGCUAAUCCUUCUCCACUGGAGAAAUGGGAGGAACUCAACCUGCAUCCAGAGCGAACCGGUAGCAGAAAAUGGAAACUGGAGAGAAGACGGUCCUCAAAGAACUCUGGAGAGUUUGUUUGGUCCAUUGAUGGGAAAAUACAAACUGAAACAGCCACCAAGAACUCAUUAGAAGUAAAUUACAAAGUGGAGACAGAGACGUCCCCUGCCACUCAAGGCCGACUGAGCAAAGACCAGCGGUGGGGCAGCGCACUCCUGUCCAGAAACCAGUCCCUUGAGGAGGAAUUUGAGCGAGCCAAAGCAGCCGUGGAAUCAGACACAGAGUUCUGGGAUAAGAUGCAGGCCGAGUGGGAGGAACUGGCCCGCAGGAACUGGCUGCUGGAGAACGAGCAGGCCCAGAUACCCUCCACAGUGUCUCCUCACGAAAAGGGAUAUUACUUCCACACAGACAAUCCAUAUAAAGAUUGGCCUAAUGCAUUCGAAGAGGGCGUGCGGAAGGCCAGAGAGGGAGACCUGCCAAACGCUGUUCUACUGCUGGAGGCGGCCAUCUUGCAGGACCCUCAAGACUCUGAGGCCUGGCAAGUAUUGGGGACCACACAGGCGGAGAAUGAGAACGAGCAGGCAGCAAUUGUCUCCCUCCAGAGGUGUCUGGAGCUCCACCCCAACAACCUCCAGGCCCUGAUGGCCUUGGCAGUGAGCCUGACCAACACAGGCAUGAAGCAGGAGGCCUGCGAGGCGCUGCUGGGCUGGCUGAGGCACAACCCCAAAUACAAACACCUGCUGAAGACCCGCAGUCACCUGCAGGGCUCGCCCGGAUCCCGCCGCCUCUCCUGCACUUUACCAAUACCAUGCUCUCUGUUGCCAGAAGUGAAGGAGCUGUUUCUGGAAGCUGCAGGGCAGAACCCAGACAUCAUCGACCCAGACCUGCAGACAGGUCUGGGGGUGCUCUAUAACCUCAGCUCCGAGUUCAACAAGGCCGUGGAAGCCUUUAACGCUGCACUGUCCGUCCGGCCAGAGGACUACUUGUUGUGGAAUCGUCUUGGGGCAACGCUGGCUAAUGGAGACCGCAGUGAGGAGGCGGUAGAGGCUUACACCCGGGCCCUGGAGCUCCACCCUGGCUUCAUACGCUCACGCUAUAACCUGGGCAUCAGCUGCAUCAACCUGGGAGCGCACAGGGAGGCUGCCAGCAAUUUCCUGACGGCACUCAGUCUGCAGAGGAAGAGCAGGAGUCGGCAGUUCUCGCACCAGGUCAUGUCUGGAAACAUCUGGGCAGCCCUGAGGAUAGCCCUAUCCAUGCUGGACCAGCCCGAGCUCUUCCAGGCGGCUAACAUCGGGGACCUGGACUUACUCAUGAGAGCCUUCAACCUGGAUAUGUGAACUUUAGACUGCGUACAAGCCAAGAACCCAAAGCCCUUCAUAGGAAGUAACCCGUUACCCGCGUUACAGACCGAGUCUUUUAUUCCUUUUCGCAGAGCACCUUUACAUUCCUGAGGACUGCUAGUGCUUAAUGAGAGACAGUUUCUGACGGAUUUGCACUGCAGCGGAAGAUUUCCCCGAAGAGCACAACGCCUGGCGAAGAUUGUAGAAGUAUGCCUUAGAGAAAAUAUCAAUUAGUGACGACUCAUCCAGUGGAGCUGGAACAUGCUGUAAGAACUCUGAAAUACAGUUUGUACCUCUCGCAACCUGAAAAGGGUUAUAGUCCCAGGUUCCGUAUGACAAAGCUGAUGACAUUUGCAUUGACAAACAGAUCAGAGCAAUAGUUUGAAAUUGCUCAAGAAAAGAUUUCAGCAGUUCAGCCCUCAUAUCCAAUUUUUAUCAAAAAGCAACAGCUUUCAAUAUUCAAUAGAGUUAAUAAUUAUCAAUAACCCAUUGUUAAAUGAAUGGGCGGUAUCUUCAUCAGACUUUUGUUGCACUGCACUAGAUUCAGGAUCCCUGUAGAUGCUUUCCUUAUCACUGCAUUGCUAGAAGAAAAGCCCUUCCUGUUUGUUGCUGUAACUAGGUCAGAUUGUAGAGCCUUAUUCAAGAUGCAUGAUGAACAAUUAGUUAUUUCAGAGACUUUAUGAAGAUGAUUAGCAGAUGGAAGCCAUUACCUGCCAUAUCUUCCCUCUUCAAACAACUUGUCAACUGUCACUGAGAACUUUUCCUUCCAGUUUCACUAAUUUCAAGGCUUUCUGUUUGAACACCUUUACCCUGUCUCUGAAUGCCAUAGUGAUUGUUUUUGAUGCACAGAAGAUGCGGGCGGUCCUCGACAUCGCCACUUGCCAUGAAGUAUAAUCACGUACCACAUAUUCAGUCACUUUCAACUUUAAGGUGUCGUUUUUUUUCGCAAAGGCCUGUGGCAUUAUUGCAAUAUGUGUCUUAAUGCUAAGGUGAUUAAUCCAGACAAAUAUUAAUGUUUGAGACAGCAGGUUUGACUUAAUACGGCCCUAGAAGAGCUGUGUGUUGCAUGCCUUAGGCAAAUGUGGCAAGAGGGAAGUGUCAAAAAAUGCUAUGCAAAAUUAAUCACAUGCCAUGGUUGAAUUUCCUGGUUGUAAAGAUGGAGGCAGGGAGGAGGAGGAGUAGUAUUGUUCAGAUGAAUCUAUUUACAUCACACCUUUAAUAUCAUCUGUUCGUGAUUUGUUUAAGAAGUGGAAAGACAAUGGAAAAAGAAUAUAUAUAUAUA
Colossoma macropomum (tambaqui) is the source of this 3474-nucleotide messenger RNA. It is a transcript of the gene pex5la, whose product is annotated as peroxisomal biogenesis factor 5-like a. Gene Ontology annotation, molecular function: protein binding. The transcript has 14 exons. Gene Ontology annotation, cellular component: cytosol; peroxisomal membrane. The record is from RefSeq and is a predicted model, not a curated record. Bases 381 to 2189 code for a protein of 602 amino acids. Lineage: Eukaryota; Metazoa; Chordata; Actinopteri; Characiformes; Serrasalmidae. Gene Ontology annotation, biological process: protein import into peroxisome matrix, docking.